Syzygium oleosum is the source of this 1658-nucleotide messenger RNA. RefSeq names its product protein LOW PSII ACCUMULATION 1, chloroplastic. The record is from RefSeq and is a predicted model, not a curated record. Gene Ontology annotation, biological process: photosystem II oxygen evolving complex assembly. The coding region runs from base 44 to 1378 and encodes 444 amino acids. Gene Ontology annotation, cellular component: chloroplast. NCBI's taxonomy places the organism in Eukaryota, Viridiplantae, Streptophyta, Magnoliopsida, Myrtales, Myrtaceae. The transcript is spliced from 9 exons. Gene Ontology annotation, molecular function: protein binding.
UUUUAUUCAUUAUAAUUUGGACAAGAAAUUCUGUGGCUCUUCCAUGGCUGUGGCUGCUCUGCCACUCAACCACCGCCUCCUCCCCUGCUUCUCCACCUCGAACCCGAGAGCUCGAACGCAGUCAUGGCGCUCCCGGGGCAGAGAGGGCGUUCCCCAAACGGCGAGUCGGGCCCGUUUCUCCGUGACCAGUUGCUCUUCUUCUACUUCGCAGGCUCAGGAAGAAGAAGCUCCGGCCACGGCCGAGGCCUGCGUCAACACCGGUCUCCAACUCUUCUCUAAAGGGCGGGUUAAAGAGGCACUGUCCCUGUUUGAUACAGCCCUUACUUUAAAUCCAAAUCCUAUGGAGGCCCAAGCUGCCCUCUACAACAAGGCAUGCUGUCAUGCCUACAGAGGGGAGGGAAAGAAAGCUGCUGAUUGCUUACGUACAGCUUUGAAGGAAUAUAACCUCAAAUUUGGUACGAUUUUGAAUGAUCCUGACUUGGCAUCAUUCAGAGCCUUGCCUGAAUUCAAGGAACUGCAGGAAGAGGCUAGACUGGGUGGAGAAGAUAUAGGCUACGGUUUCCGCCGAGAUCUGAAACUUAUUAGUGAAGUUCAAGCACCUUUUCGUGGGGUUAGAAGAUUCUUUUACGUGGCUUUCUCAGCGGCUGCUGGUAUUUCCUUUUUCUUUACCAUACCCAGGCUCAUUCGUGCAAUCAAAGGUGGAGAUGGUGCUCCUGAUCUCUGGGACACUGCGGGAAAUGCUGCAAUUAAUAUUGGAGGCAUCGUUGUUCUUGUGGCGUUGUUUUUCUGGGACAAUAAAAAGGAGGAAGAGCAGCUUGAACAAAUAUCCCGAAACGAGACCUUAUCAAGGUUGCCACUGCGCUUAUCCACUAAUCGAGUGGUUGAACUCGUACAGCUUCGGGAUACAGUUAGGCCUGUUAUUUUGGCUGGGAAGAAGGAGACCAUUGCGCUAGCCAUGCAGAAAGCAGAGAGAUUUCGUACUGAGCUCCUUAGAAGAGGUGUUCUUUUAGUUCCUGUAAUCUGGGGUGAAGGUAAGGCUGCACCAUUGGAGAAAAAAGGGUUUGGUGCUUCUCCCAAAGCAGCGGCUGCUCUUCCAUCUAUUGGGGAAGAUUUCGAGAAGCGGGCUCAAUCUGUAAUUGCACAAUCGAAAUUAAAAGCAGAAAUCCGUUUCAAGGCGGAGGUCGUAUCACCUGCCGAAUGGGAAAGGUGGAUUAAAGAUCAGCAGAAAUCUGAAGGAGUUACUCCUGGUGAGGAUGUGUACAUAAUAUUACGACUUGAUGGUCGUGUACGGAGAUCGGGCAAGGGUAUGCCAGACUGGCAGCAAAUUGUGAAGGAGCUGCCACCGAUGGACGCAUUGCUGAGCAAGCUAGAGAGGUAGAUGCAGUUGCUUCUGUUAAAUGUUAAUUCAUGGUGGAGAUAAUUUAAGAUGGGCUAUCGCCAUGUGUGCUUGCUUUCUUAAUGUGAGCUUCAUAGCUUCAUAUUUCCCAAAUCCGGUGCCAAGCACAGAAUCAAUGGGAUACUAAUUCAAGAAAGUCGAUGUCCGACACCGUACGAGCCCACUUACACUUCCUGAAACAGUCUCUAACGCGACUUAUGUGAUUUAGUUUGUUGAAAUUUUCCAAGGAAAUGAAAUGAAAAGUAUUUGAUCUGUUCUGCCU